UUGUUGUGCUUUCUUGACCAUUGCAUUGACGUGGGUGAACCAGGACAGAUUGUUGGUGAUCAUCACUGCCAGGAACUUGAUGCUCCCCACCAUCUCCCCAUCGGCGCAAUUGAUGCAGAAGGGGUGUGCCUUCCUCUCUGCUUCUUGAAAUCAAUGAUCAGCACCUUUGUUUGCUGACAUUGAUGGAGAGAUUGUUGUCCUUACACCAUGCUGCUAAGCACUCUUUCUCAUUCCUGUAAUCCGUGUAUUCAUUGUUUGAGAUCUGACCUACAACAGUAGUGGGGUCAGCAAACUUUUAAAUGGAGUUGAGGCAGAAUUUGGCCACGCAGUCGUGACUGUAUUAGGAGUAUAGCUGGGGGGUGAGUACGCAGUGUUGAAGAUUGUGGGUGUUGUUGCCCAUUCUUAUUGAUUGCAAUCUAUGGGUCAGGAAGUCAAGAAUACAGGAGCUGCUGAGACCUAGAUCUCUGAGUUUAGAGAUAAGUUUGUUUCGAAUUAUGGUGCUGAAGGCAGAACUGUAGUCAGUAAGUAGGAGCCUAACGUGUGUAUCCCUGUUAUCCAGAUGUUCCAGGGAUAAGAGUAGGGCCAGGGAGAUAGCAUCUGUCAUGGACCUGUUGUGCUAGUAGGUAAAUUGCAAAGGAUCAAAUCAAUUUAGUAGGCUGAAGUUGAUGCAAACCAUGAUUAACAUCUCAAAGCACUUCCUGAUGAUGGAAGUCAGAGCCACCGGGCAGUAGUCAUUGAGGCAUACUGUAUGAUUUAUCUUUGGCGCUGAGAUGAUGGUGGUCUUAUUGAAGAAGUUGGGGACUUCAGAUCGUAGUAAGGAGAAGUUAAAAAUGUCAGCAGAUACUCCCACCAGCUGGUCUGCCCAGGAUCUGAGUGCACCGCAGGUGACCAUAUCUGGCCAGUUGCUUUUCAUGGGUUCACUGUCAAGGCCAAAUUAACAUCUGCAGUGGUGCCGUGGGUACAGGUGCAUUUGAGGCUGUUGGCUUAUGUGACAUGGUUUCAUUGAUCUUCUGCUCGAAGUGAGCGUAGAAUGUAUUGAGCUGUUGUGUAGGGAUGUAUUGUUGCAUGUGAUUCUGUUCGACUUUGCUUUGUAGCCUAUUGUGUCGUGUAAGCCUUGCCACAGAUGAUGGGUAUCCAUGUGGUUGGUUUGGAUCUCAAGUAUAGUCUAGUAUUGCUGCUUGGCAUCUCUGGCCUUACAAAGGUCGUACCUGGAUUUCCUGUAUAGGUCAGGGUUGUCCGACUUGUAUGCCUCAGACCUGGACUUCAGCGGGGAGCGGAUCUCCUGGUUCAUCCGUGGUUUCCAAUUGGGAACAUUCAGAUUAACUUCUUCAGUGCGCAAUCUUCUACACACUUACAAAUGAAGUCUGUAAUGGUAGUGGCAUACUCAGCUGAAUGAGUGUCAAGUAACUAAUCCAACAUGUUUACCUGUGAUAUUUGUGGGCAAGGUGGCUUGUCAGAACCAGACAUGAGGACACACAUUCUUAUCAUGCAUGAAGAAAAUGAAUACAGUUGUCCAAUGUGCAACCUAUCAGGAAUCAGUUAUAAUGAAUUAAUGUUCCAUAUAGAAACUUCCCACAGUGAGGUGAAACCUGUGGAUGAUAACAGGACAAUGUAUUCCAUUGAACAAGAAGGGGUUCUUGAUUCUUCACUUCAGACCAGUAGGUUGACUGAUUUAAAACAUAAAACAACCCUGGAACCACAAGAAUUUGGAGGGGACAGGAUGGAAAAGCCCAAACCAGAACAGCUUCAGAUGUCUCACUCUGCUUCACCAUCUGACUGUGAGAGAACAUUCAGACAAAACGUAAAGACAAAAAGCGAACCUAAAAGAUUAAUACAAUCAGAAUCUGUCAAUGGACACUUUUCAGGAAAAGUUUGGAGACAACCUGAGCAAACACUAUUUGAUAAGAAUCGUAGAGAGACAAAAAGCAAUGGACUUUGUAGUACUUCUGAAGAAUCCAUGAAGUUUGAUACCCCAGAAUGUCCUUUUUGUGGCCUUAUUGGAAAUGCAGGAGAGGAUCUAAGUGAACAUGUUAAAAGCAAACAUGCUGAGAUCUUGGAAACUCCUCAAAAAGGUUGUGGAAAGCAGAGGCUCUAUCCGUGUCCCAUGUGCAAAUUGGUAUUUGUAAGUUGUCAAAUACUUCAGGAACAUGUUGAGUUACAUUUAGCUGAGAGCAGAGCUGAAGAAUGUGCCCUAGCUGAUCGUCAAUUGGCCCAAAAACUACAGGAGGAUGAGGAAAUGCAAAGGAAGGCUAUUGAAACAAAAAGAGAACAGGAUGAAUUUCAAAAACUUCAGCGGCAAUAUGGGUUAGAUAAUCAUGGAGGAUACAAACAACAGAUAAUGCGCAACAUGGAGAGGGCUGUGGCACAGGGUCAAAUGAAUCCUGCAGAGUACCAUCGCAGAAGAGCAGAAGUAAUGGAGACAUUAGCACUUGGAGAAGAUGAUGGCACAACUAGGACUUCAGGUCUAAUAAAGAUGCUAAAUCAGCAUUAUCAGAAAAAUGGUGCAGAAAUAAGGCAUGUGAUUCUGUGUGCAGAAACUGAUCACUACCAUGCCUCUUUAGGAGACAAAGGCUGGGGAUGUGGAUACAGGAAUUUCCAAAUGCUUCUUUCCUCACUUAUAAAGAUGGAAGAGUAUAAGCAUGAUUUACAUGACAUUGCAAUCCCUUGCAUUCCAAAAAUCCAGUCUAUGAUAGAGGAAGCAUGGAAGGAUGGUUUUGAUCCUCAAGGUGCUGCGCAUUUUAAAAAUAAACUGCAGGGCACUCGAGCUUGGAUUGGAGCAACAGAAAUCUAUUCUUUAUUGACUUUCCUAAGAAUAAAGUGUCAAAUUGUUGAUUUCCAUAGUCCAACUGGACCGUCUGACACACACCCUCGUUUAUUUGAGUGGAUAUGGCAGUUCUAUUCUUCAGGCAGAGAUGCAGGACUGUGGUUACAAUCCAAGGUUAUAUGGACAAGCAAGCCACCAAUUUAUCUACAGCACCAGGGUCACAGUCGAACCAUUAUAGGCAUUGAAGAAAGGAAGAAUGGGACACUUUGUCUUUUGAUUUUUGAUCCUGGUAACCAAGAAAUGCAGAAACUUUUGCAUCAUGAUGUGACUGCAGUCAAUCUGAAAAUGCUUCGUAGGUUUCUUGGAAGUAUGAAACAUAAACAGUAUCAGAUAGUGGCAGUGAAUGGCCUUCUGACAGUGGAAGAGAAAAAUGCUCGUAAGCAUGCAUCUGCAGUGUUGACAGCAGAAAAGGUGCCAUAAUGGUAACUUGUAUUUGGAUUCACCAGGCAAGAUGAGAUUUUCUUCGUGGGUCAUGUGUAAAUUUUAAAUUGUACAUUCAUUAUUUGAUCUUGGAAUUACAUAAAUGAUGUUGAAUGUGAGACCUUAGAUUUUCUAACUUGGUAUUAAUACCUCCCUGUGCUAGUUCUUAACAGUGACAGGCCUAGUCAUU
This is a messenger RNA of Rhincodon typus (whale shark), 3434 nucleotides long. RefSeq names its product zinc finger containing ubiquitin peptidase 1 (gene zup1). Bases 1418 to 3244 code for a protein of 608 amino acids. The transcript has 10 exons. The record is from RefSeq and is a predicted model, not a curated record. Lineage: Eukaryota; Metazoa; Chordata; Chondrichthyes; Orectolobiformes; Rhincodontidae.